AUGAUUCUUGGCUCGACAGGCCACGGGACGCGCGGCGCGACAAAGCGCGCACAAGCAGCAGUCAGUCAGGUAAAUCCAGAAGCUGGUGAGGACGUCGUGAGUGCGGCGUUUGAACGUGACCCGCAGGACUAG
Messenger RNA from Peronospora matthiolae, 132 nucleotides. NCBI's taxonomy places the organism in Eukaryota, Oomycota, Peronosporomycetes, Peronosporales, Peronosporaceae. The record is from the annotation of a GenBank genome assembly.